UAUGUUUGGUAUUUAGGUUGUGAAUUUUGUUUGUGUUACGUUAGUAAAACAUGGACUUCCAAAAUCGUCCCGGCGGUAAAACCGGCGGUGGCGGGGUGGCAUCAUGGUCGGAAACGAACAGGGACCGCCGCGAACGUCUCAGGCAAUUGGCCUUGGAAACCAUCGACUUACAAAAGGACCCGUACUUUAUGAAAAACCAUCUAGGAUCGUACGAGUGUAAACUAUGUCUGACUUUGCACAACAACGAGGGUAGUUAUUUGGCCCAUACUCAAGGCAAAAAGCAUCAGGCCAAUUUGGCCAGGAGGGCCGCCAAAGAGGCUAAGGAUGCACCCACCCUUAUACAGCCUGAGAAGCCCAGAGUUGAGCCCAAGAAGUUCGUCAAGAUUGGACGACCUGGCUACAGGGUCACUAAACAGAGGGACACUGAGACUGGGCAACAGAGCUUACUAUUUCAAAUUGAUUAUCCAGAAAUUGGAGACACUGUUAUUCCAAGACACCGAUUCAUGUCAGCAUAUGAACAGAAAAUCGAACCACCAGAUCGCAAAUGGCAGUACCUGUUGUUCGCCGCAGAACCGUACGAAACGAUCGGUUUCAAAGUGCCGAGCCGCGAGGUAGAGAAGACCGACAACAAAUUCUGGACGCACUGGAACCGCGACACGAAACAGUUCUUCCUGCAAUUUGCGUUCAAGAACGAGUCGAAGAAACCGACGACGAUUGUGGCAAGGCCGGGCCAUAUUAUAUCGGGAGUGCCGCCGCCACCGAUGUUGCCGGUACCUCCGCCACCGAGGCCGCCGAUGUUCAAUCCCAUUCCGCCCCCACCUCCAUUGUUGGGGCAGGUUAUGCCUGUACCACCACCACACUAAUUUUAGGACUCUCAGUAUGCUUUGUAUUGUACUUUUCAUUAAUAAAUUUCUUAAGAAUG
This is a messenger RNA of Aethina tumida (small hive beetle), 922 nucleotides long. It is a transcript of the gene Sf3a2, whose product is annotated as splicing factor 3A subunit 2. The record is from RefSeq and is a predicted model, not a curated record. Gene Ontology annotation, biological process: spliceosomal complex assembly. NCBI's taxonomy places the organism in Eukaryota, Metazoa, Arthropoda, Insecta, Coleoptera, Nitidulidae. Gene Ontology annotation, cellular component: U2 snRNP; nucleus; U2-type prespliceosome. The transcript has 2 exons. Bases 51 to 863 code for a protein of 270 amino acids. Gene Ontology annotation, molecular function: nucleic acid binding; zinc ion binding.